CGUGACCAAACUAAUUGUCUAAAACCUAUAUAAUCAUCUUUAAUCAGAUUUGUGAACACAAGCUGUUCAUAAUUUUUAUUUUAAAAAAAGCCGUAUAAUCGUCCCACCAAUGGGUGGAAUACUAUGUAAAAAUGGAGUCUUAUUUUGGAAAGCUUUAUCGGUUGAUUUAAAUGACCCAACAUUUAAGUCAGAUAUGGAUCUUGUGGAAUGUGGUUCAGGGAAAAUUCAUGAAUCUAUUGAUAAGUUACCAUCGUCUGAACAAGAUUUGAAAACACAUUCUAAAGAUGCACAAAGAUCUGAAUUAUCCACAUUUAAUUCUUCAAUAGGAGUGUUGCUUUCUUGUUUGGGUUGUGUCAUAGGAACAGGAAAUAUAUGGCGAUUUCCACGUAUUAUUGCCACAGCCAGUUAUUCUCAAGGAAGUUUAACAUUCCUCAUUGCUUGGGCAAUGUCAUUAUUUGUUUGGUCUUUACCACUAAGUAUUGUUGAAUAUACACUGGGUCGAUUUACUCGAACAUCUCCACUUGGUGCAUUUCACAGAUUUUUGGGCAAUAAAUUAGUAUGGUUGGGAGGAUGGAUUGUUGCUGUAACUUAUAUGAUCACUGCUUACUUUUCAGUCAUUGUUGGUUGGUGUUUAUAUUAUUUCUAUAAAUCAUGUGCAUUGUCAAGUUUACCGAGAGAUGUAGAAACAAGUAUUAAAAUUUUCAAUGAGUUCGCACAGGAAUCUUACUGGCCUGCAUUAACCCAUACAUUAGCUGUUGUUAUUGUUGGUGGAUGUAUAUUUGGUGGUAUAAAAUGGAUUGAAAAAGCCAAUAUGGUAUUAGUACCUAUGUUAUUAGGUAUAUUAGUUUUCACAUUCGGAUGGUCAUUAACAAGAAAAUAUUCAGAAGUUGGUAUUACAUUUUUAUUUACUCCAUACUGGGGUAGUAUGUUUACUCCUAGUUUAUGGGUUGCUGCUGCUAGUCAAAAUGCAUUCGAUACUGGCGCAGCUAUGGCUUUAUUCAUUUCAUAUUCAUCAUAUUUUAGUCGGAAAAAUGGUGCUGUACGCCUCGGUACCAUGAUUCCAUUAUGUAACAAUAUGGUCAGUUUACUCUGUGCACUAACAAUUUUCUCAACUGUCUUCUCAACUUUAAUACAAACGUCACCAACAUUAACACGUUCUGGCAUCUUGAAAAUAAUGCAAUCAAAUGGACCUGGUAGCACAGGUCUCACAUUUACCUGGAUCCCUGUCCUAUUCGCCUAUGUUGGUGGUCUGGGAAGAGUUCUCUGUUCAUUGUUCUUCUUAUGUCUCUCCUUCGCGGGGAUUACUUCAUUGAUUGGUCAUGUUCAACUAACAGUUGUAACAGCUAAGGACUUGGGCUUAAGUCAUAGACAAGCUGCAUUUGCUGGUUUAUUCCUCACUCUUGUAUUUGGUAUGCCUUCUGCAAUUAGUAUAAAUGUUCUUACAAAUCAGGACAAUGUUUGGGGUUUUGCACUUAUGUUAUCCGGUUUAUCUAUGGCUGGUCUAAUAAUAAUUUAUGGUCCAAUGAAAUACAGAAGGGUCAUUGUUAAUGAUUUUGGAAUCGAUGAUUGGAAACUUCCAGUUGUUUGGGUCUUUAUGAUAAGUGUUUUGGUACCUUUAUCCGGAACCGGAUUGAUAAUUUGGUGGGCAUAUGAUUUGAUAAAAUCUAAUCCUAAAUGGUAUCAACUUACUUUGGAUUCAAUGACUACUACAUUACUUGAGUGGCUCAUUGUAUUUCUCAUUUUAAUUACUGUGAACGCUAUAGCAGUUUGGCGAAAUAUUGAUUUCUUUCAUAAAGAUAAACAAAACGGUUAUGAUCCUCACAAUCCAGAUUAUAUACCAAAAGAUGAAUUGCAGUCAUUUGAUGAAUUCUUUAUUGUAUCCUCGGAUAGUGUAAAUAUUAGUCGAAAUCAAAUGCGAACACACUUCUAAACCUCGUCAUCAGCAACAGUACACCACCAUGAUCAACACUUAAUAGAGAAAAUGUUUCGAAAAUUUUACAACUGUUCAGUCAGUCAGUCGCAACGUAGGACCUGGUACUUCUGUACCUCGGUUCAAAUUGCCAUACCACAUUGGUAUACCAAGAUGAAAUUCUCGGGCAGAAUCCCAGAACAGUAGAGGUAGUAACAAUAUCAGUGAUAAUAUGAAAGAUUAGGCAUCGGAGAUACUAUUCGAGAGAAUAUAAAUUAGUCGAAUGAAGGCACAAGAAAAGUUAUGAGGUAUUCAAGAGCUCAGAAUAUAGAGAAAGACAAAUAGUGGAUAUAGCUAAGCCUUUGCAAGUGGUUUUCAGCCAUGACAUUCAAAGUCUCUAACCAUCGGUAACGAUAUUCAUACAGACCCCAACCAGAUAGUCUUCACCCAUUAGCAUACUUCAGUCCUAUUGUUGAUGACUUCAUGGACUGGUGCCAUGUUUUGGUUUGACCACCCCUAGCUUACUUCCAGCCCACUCCUAUACCAGACAACAUCGCCCGUCAAGAGUCAGUGGUUGGCCAUAUGUAACACAUGUCACAACCACCUCAGCUGAUGAAGAUUUACUAUAUUAUCAACCGAUUUGCCGUUUUUGCCUAGUACCAUAUUCCUAACCUAAGCAUUACUUACUCGGUCAGCCCAAAAUAUACGACAUAUGCUUCACAGACAACUACGAUUGAACACUAGUAACCUAUGAAUAUCCUCUAUAAAUAAUCAUGAAGCAACAGACUAACCGUUAUCGAAUAUUAUAGCCACAGAAGUUUACAAAUUCAUUGUUUCCGACCUUUAUGACUAAUUCGAUCCAAAGUGCUCUAAUUCUAGAUUGCGAUGCUGAUGAUCCCAUCUAUAUGAAUAUAGUAUGAAUGGCACAAAUGAUGUGAGUGAUAUCUUUAAAGUAUGUUCUCUGGAUGUACAAGCGAUGUAAUAAACACCUAUGAAAGUUAGUGGACGAAAACUCUGUUCAAUUACAUACGCCACCAAAUACCCUGGUAUGGCCGAGAGUGGGGUGUGUUCGCCCUCCCUCUCGAAAUACUCUCACGCGGCCGCGCGCAUAAAGGCCUCUGUCAGGGAAAUCCUACUCACUGCGUUCUCGUGGCGGGGGUGUUGUUUACAAAAAUGAGAGAACGAAAAGCGAAUGUCCGGCGCUUUAACCGGAUUCCAAAUCUAUGGUGCACAUGGGCACCAGUAUCCUGCGGGAACAAAUGGCGUAUGAACCAAUUUUCGGUCACUGGCUACCAUGGGACUGCAUCUCCUUACGAUGCCCCACUGCCUUGUGGGUUAGACCUUUAGGUCAAAGGCUCGGGGUGUGGCCCCCUAAGAUAACCACCUGCUUCGGUCUGGGCACCCGGGCAGUAUCACAGCCCACACGCAAUUAAUGAACUGAACUGUCUAUGAUCAUGGAAACUAACUCUCUUGCUUCGACGAACAUUCAAAUGAUUCAAUUAUUAUUAUUGCUAUUAUUAUUAUUAUUAUCAUUAUUAUUAUUAUUUACUACGUCAUUAUUCACCCUCUUUUAUUCCCACUCUGUUUAUACUUAUUUUUUUCGACUUAUACAGCAGCUCGUCUAUAGUGGAAAUUCGACUGUAUCUAAACGUUCUCGAGUCACUGUCCGGUUGAAAAUUGUAUGUUACCACCGAAUAUGAGUACUGAAGCAGUUUUUCUGAAACCACGUGCACCAUUCAAAUUGGCUGCCUUCAACGUUCGCACAUUUAUGCAGGUCGGACAACAGAUAGGGCUGGCUAUGUAUUUGGAAAGUCUUCAUAUCGAUGUCUGCUGUCUAUCCGAGACCCGUAUCCAAGACUCUGGUGAAGUACUACAAAUUCGAUCUCCAUCUGUCACUUCAAAAAGCUUGUUUUACGUGCGCUUAUCCGG
Molecule: messenger RNA, 3838 nt
Organism: Schistosoma curassoni
Lineage: Eukaryota; Metazoa; Platyhelminthes; Trematoda; Strigeidida; Schistosomatidae
Source: the annotation of a GenBank genome assembly